GUCAUGUGUACUGUCCGCAGUCUCUGGUCAUCCCUGUGCUGUCCGCAGUCUCUGGUCAUCCCUAUGCUGUCCGCAGUCUCUAGUCAUCCCUGUGCUGUCCGCAGUCUCUGGUCAUCCCUGUGCUGUCCGCAGUCUCUGGUCAUCUCCUGUACUGUCAGCAGUCUCUGGUCAUUCCCUGCACUGUCUGCAGUCUCUGGUCAUCCCCUGCACUGUCUGCAGUCUCUGGUCAUUCCCUGCACUGUCUGCAGUCUCUGGUCAUCCCCUGCACUGUCUGCAGUCUCUGGUCAUCCCCUGCACUGUCCGCAGUCUCUGCUCAUCUCCUGUACUGUGUCCGCAGUCUCUGCUCAUCUCCUGUACUGUGUCCGCAGUCUCUGCUCAUCUCCUGUACUGUGUCCGCAGUCUCUGCUCAUCUCCUGUACUGUGUCCGCAGUCUCUGGUCAUCCCCUGUACUGUGUCCACAGUCUCUGGUCAUCCCCUGUACUGUGUCUGCAG
This is a messenger RNA of Staurois parvus, 492 nucleotides long. Lineage: Eukaryota; Metazoa; Chordata; Amphibia; Anura; Ranidae. The record is from the annotation of a GenBank genome assembly.